AUGUUGCAUCUUUCCUUUCUUCUCCGGUUGCGGCCGCGGCACAUCAUGUUCACGCCCCCGCCUCUUGCGAAGCGCACGGGCAAAUUCAGGUGCAAAGCGUGCCAGCACAGCUGGUUCUCCGACGAGGUGUGGGUGACCAAGACGACCCAGCGCGUGUACCAAGGCGAGUCCUGCGAGACGUGCGGGACAACAAAUAAGCCGUACUACGUCGGCCGACCAGAGGAGACCAUCUUUAACCGCGCUCGCACGCCCCACCCCGUAAAGCGCGGCGUCUCUUCGUCGCGCAGCGAGCGCAAGCUGAAACACUCACGGUUUGACUGGCGAGUCCAGAAGGGUCGGCACUGA
Leishmania mexicana MHOM/GT/2001/U1103 is the source of this 345-nucleotide messenger RNA. RefSeq lists its product as hypothetical. Bases 1 to 345 code for a protein of 114 amino acids. The record is from RefSeq and is a predicted model, not a curated record. NCBI's taxonomy places the organism in Eukaryota, Euglenozoa, Kinetoplastea, Trypanosomatida, Trypanosomatidae. The transcript has a single exon.